Molecule: messenger RNA, 4012 nt
Organism: Erpetoichthys calabaricus (reedfish)
Lineage: Eukaryota; Metazoa; Chordata; Cladistia; Polypteriformes; Polypteridae
Gene: ipo13b
Product: importin 13b
Exons: 20
Coding region: 680-3556 (958 amino acids)
Biological process (GO): protein import into nucleus
Cellular component (GO): nuclear membrane; cytoplasm
Molecular function (GO): small GTPase binding
Source: RefSeq, a predicted model, not a curated record
GCUCGGGAGGGUCUCUCCGUUAAUUAGGGUGUCGCAGUGGUUCCCUGCAGUGCCGACCCGCUUCGGCUCGGUUCGUCCCGGAGACCCAGCAGCACUGCGGCGGAUUUGUGACGGCCGUUCACGCACUCCUUAUUUCUCCUUACGACGACAUUUCUGCUCGUAGAGAAGAGCGGCGAGGCGCAGAGCCUCCUCACACCGGCUGGGCACCGUGGGCAGUGUCGAGGAAUUGCUCCGUGGACGUUGGCCCCAUCGUUCUCGGCGGCUUGUGGACGGCGCUGCUCCCCGAAGAUCCCGACUCUCUGCGUGGCUCCUUGACGGUACUGAGCGCCGGAGUCUGCGGCUGCUGGGAGGAGCUCGUUGCGGCGGCCGGGCAUGUCGGGCGCCCCUUCGUAGAGAGGCAGCACGCGGCUGUCUGCUCCCUUCAGGCGGUGCGGAUUGAGACGGGCUGUCCGCCUUUUCUUCCUCCAUGAAUGCCACUGGUGCAGUUCUUUUAGAUGGCACUGCCCUGCGAUGAGCUCCCAGUAGACAUUGUCCACCGGCAGCGGCGCUAUAAAGGAAACGAGCGGAAAAGCUGAGGACAACACACCGUCUCUGUCGCCGUCGCCUUUCCCAAAGCUCAGUUGGUGGCAGGCAGACCCGUCUAGAGGGCAGCUCAGGGUCAGAGUGGCACGUUGCGUAAAUGGAACACGGCCGGAGUGGACAGAGCCCGGACAGCCUGGACUUCACAGUGGAGAAUGUGGAGAAGGCGCUGCACCAGCUCUACUAUGACCCCAACAUUGAGAACAAGAACUUGGCGCAGAAGUGGCUCAUGCAUGCUCAGGUCUCCCCGCAGGCCUGGCACUUUAGCUGGGCCCUGCUGAGCCCGGACAAGGUGCCCGAGAUCCAGUACUUUGGCGCCAGUGCCCUGCACACCAAGAUCUCGCGCUACUGGGGCGACAUCCCGGCCGGGCAGUACGAGAGCCUCAAGAGCCAGCUCUUCAGCCAGAUCGCCCGCUUCGCCUCGGGCUCCAAGAUCGUGCUGACCCGGCUGUGCGUGGCCCUGGCGUCGCUGGCCCUCAACAUGAUGCCCGAGAACUGGCCCUCGGCGGUCAGCGACAUGGUCAAGAUGUUCCAGACGGAGAGCUCGGAUGUGGACGGCAGGGCCCGCUGCCUGGCGCUGCUGGAGCUGCUGACCGUCCUGCCCGAGGAGUUCCAGACCAGCCGGCUGCCGCAGUACCGCAAGGGUCAAGUGCGCAACACGCUGGGCCAGGAGUCGGCCGCCGUCUUCCCCCUCCUGCAGCAGCUCCUGCAGCAGCACGACUCGCCGGGCUUCAUCAAGCAGAAGGUGCUCAAGUGCUUCUCCAGCUGGGUGCAGCUGGACGUGCCGCUCUCGGACUGCGAGGGUCUCGUGCAGGUGGCCUUCUCGUCGCUGCAGGACCCCGAGCUCUUCGACACCGCCGUGGAGGCCAUCGUCAACGCCAUCUCGCAGCCCGACUCUCAGAGGUACGUCAACACUCUGCUCAAGCUGAUCCCACAGGUGCUGCAGCUGCAGGAACAGCUGCGGCAGGCGGUGCAGAGCUGCGACAUGGAGACGUCCCAUGGCAUCUGUCGCAUUGCCGUGGCACUUGGCGAGAACCACUCUCGGGUUCUGCUGGAGCAGGUGGAGCACUGGCAGAGCUUCUUGGCACUUGUCAACAUGAUCAUGUUCUGCACUGGCAUCCCUGGUCAUUACCCCGUGAAUGAGACCACCAGUUCGCUGACACUGACCUUUUGGUACACACUUCAGGAUGAUAUCAUGUCCUUUGAGACGGACAAGCAGGUGGUCUAUAUGCAAGUGUACCGGCCCAUCUACUUUCAGCUGGUGGACGUCCUGCUUCACAAAGCCCAGUUUCCUGUUGAUGAAGAGUACAGUUCUUGGUCCUCCGAUGAGAAAGAACAAUUUCGAAUUUACCGGGUCGACAUAUCGGACACCCUCAUGUAUGUCUACGAGAUGCUUGGAGCUGAGCUGCUUAGUAACCUGUAUGACAAGCUGGGGCGCCUGCUGACCAAUGCUGACCAGCCGGCCUCAUGGCAGCACACGGAGACCCUGCUCUAUGGCUUCCAGUCCAUCGCAGAGACCAUCGAUGUCAAUUAUUCGGACGUCAUUCCCGGCCUCAUCGGCCUCAUCCCUCGCAUCAACAUCAACAAUGUGCAGCUGGCCGACACGGUCAUGUUCACCAUCGGUGCCCUGGCGGAGUGGCUGGCGGACCACCCAGUGAUGAUCAACAACGUCCUUCCCCUGGUGCUGCAUGCACUGGGCAACCCAGAGCUGUCCAUUUCUAGUGUGUCCACGCUGAAGAAGAUCUGCCGAGAGUGCAAGUACGACCUGACGCCCUAUGCGGCCAACAUUGUGGCCGUGUCGCAGGACGUGCUGAUCAAGCAGAUUCACAAGACCAGUCAGUGUAUGUGGCUCAUGCAGGCCCUGGGCUUCCUGUUGUCUGCGCUGCCGGGGGAGGAGAUCCUGAGGAACCUGCACUCCCUCAUCACGCCCUACAUCCAGCAGCUGGAGAAGCUGGCAGAGGAGACACCCAACCCAUCUAACAAGCUGGCAAUCAUCCACAUCCUGGGGCUCCUCUCAAACCUUUUCACGACCCUUGACAUCACCCAGCAUGACGACGAGUCUGCGGAGGGCACGGAGGUGAAGAAGAAGCACACGGAGCCGGGACCCAACCCUGUGGUGGUGGUCCUCCAGCAGCUUUUUGCCCUCAUCCAGAACGUUCUGAGCAAGUGGCUGAACGACUCGCAGGUGGUGGAGGCGGUGUGUGCCAUCUUCGAGAAGUCGGUGAAGACCCUGCUGCACGAUUUCGCCCCCAUGGUGCCUCAGCUCUCAGAGAUGUUGGGCCAGAUGUACAGCACAAUCCCCCAGGCGUCAGCGCUGGACCUGACGCGCCAGAUGGUCCACAUCUUUGCUAAUGAAACGGAGCACUUCCCACCCAUCAAGGCGCUCUUCCAGCUGACCACCUCUGUGACACUCUCCAUUUUCCAGCAAGGGCCCAGGGAUCAUCCUGAUAUUGUUGAUUCAUUUAUGCAACUCCAGGCUCAGGCCCUCAAACGGAAGCCCGACUUGUUCUUGUCCGAGGCGCUCGAUGUCAAGGCCAUUUUCCACUGUGGCGUGAUGUCCCUCAAGUUCCCCGAGGCUCCAACUGUCAAGGCCACCUGCCUCUUCUUUACGGAGUUGCUGCCUCACUGUGGAGACGUCCAGCUGAUCGGACAGGUGGUACACGAUGAUGGCCGGCUGCUCCUGCAGGCCCUUCUUGAGGGCAUCGGCGGUCAGUCUUCCCGCAAUAUGAUGGAUCAGUUUGCCGAGAUCCUCUUUGCCCUGAACAAGCACUGCUUCAGCUACCUGUCGCUGUGGCUCAAGGACCUCCUGCAGCAGCCCACCUUCCCGUCCAGCCGCCUCACGCAGGAGCAGAAGGACACCUUCUGCCAGCAGAUCCUCAGAGAACGUGUCAACAAGCGGCGGGUGAAAGACAUCGUCAAGGAGUUCACGCUGCUGUGCCGCGGACUGCAUGGCACCGAGUACGCCGCGGACUACUGAGCCAUGCCAGCUGCUCGCACCGUCGACCUUCUCUGUCUGUGUGUCAUGUUGGGACUCGAGGGGAGGCUGGACAGGUUGGCACCCCGGUGCCAUGCUCUCCCCCAACGCAUGCGAAGGUCAGCCGAGUGACCCUGUGCCCACAGGAGGAGCCCCCCCCUUUCCCCCCAAACCUGCUGGAGCGGCGGGCAGCCCGGGCACAGCGCCUGUAUGUGUCCGUGUUUGUGCUCUCGUUGUGUGUUGACUGGAUGCUGCCCGCUGAGCCUCUUUGGUGGACAUAUGUGUGCCCAUGUGGGCUCCUCUGCCCCCCCCCCCCCCGUCCCUCUCGAUCCUGCUUGGCACCAGCGCUCCUCUCCGUGUCUAACGCAGGGCUGCUGGGUUUCUUUUCUUUUUUUCUUUUUCUUUUUUUUUUUUUUGUACCAGGUUUUAAUUUAUUAAAUAUCGACGAGAUAAGCACAG